AAACCUCCUCCAUCUGCAAAUGGGAACCACUGUUCUGUUUGGGAAAAGAGAAGAAUAAUCAGGAAAAUAUCUCUUUGCUUUUGACUCAAUUCUCUUAUCCACCUGAGAGAUAUCGGUUUCUGUCGAGGCUCUCUCAACCGAGGGUCCCAUCGGUGAGAACCGAACACGAACUUCCCGGUUCCGAGUCGAGGACGAUGUCACUGCUGCAAAACGAACCCGUUUCUACGAGACGUAUCCUCCUCCUCGCUUCUUCCAUAAACCAAAAGGACUGAGAAGGAAGUUAGGCCAGCAAUUAUAUUGGCUUUCCCUCCAAACCUCUGCCUUCCCUCUGAGAUUCCCUUGAAAUCAAAGGAACACACACCCAAAAUUAAUUUUUUUUUAAAAAAAAAAUCUUGUUUUUCUGGUUGGAUUUCGUGUUAUUUUGCUGGUGAAGCUCUGCAGUUUGAUUAUUGGUCACCAUCUGAGACCAACUUCACACCCACAUCUGCUCUGCCAGAGGAUGCUUUGUUUGCUGAAACCAAUCCAACAUCUGCAGCUUUAACUUACUUCAGAGCUCUCCAUCCAUCCCCUGCUCCCAUAAAUUCGGUUCCCGCCCGUGUAAGUCUGUGCCUCCUCGGUUCCCAAGAUUUUCCAUUUCGGGUCGUUCUUGAUGAAGCAGUUUGAACUCGGAGUUGGGGGAGAAAUCGAAUAUUCGCGGAUAACAGAGCUGGUUAUGACUCAUUGGUUCUUGGGAUUAAUCUGAUCUCUAUUCACCCGGAAAAGUUCGGUUCUCGAAGCUCGAAGCUCGAAGCUCUGUUCUGCUCUGUCCCGCCUCGUCCCAUGAACACCCGGUACUUCUUCUCGCCGGAGUCGUUAUGCAACUCCGGCGUCUCGUCAAACUCUCCAGCAAUGGACGGUAGGAUGGUGAUAGGACCCCGGAUCCGUGCUCCCAGGUCAUCCGCCCCGAACUCACUCCUUGUUCGGGCAGCGAUGCGGAUUUCCCGGGCCAGGUGGUUUGCCUUCCUGAGGCGGGUGUUCCAUUACCAGAAUGGGUCCAGGUCGGACCUCGGGUCGAACCCGUUCAACUCCGCCACGUGGAUGGCGCUGGAGCUCCUGGCCUUGCUGGUCCAGAUAGGAAUAAGCAGUUUUACCCUUGCCAUCUCGAAGCGGGAACGGCCCAUUUGGCCCAUGCGGGUCUGGAUCGUCGGGUACGAUAUUGGCUGCGUCCUCAGCAUUCUGCUGCUAUACGGGCGGUACCGGUUUCUAUGUUCCGGUCAGAGGGACGGUUUCACUUUGCCGGAUCUCGAACAGCAGAGGGGCAGUGAAGACACUAGCCUGCAUCUGAUGAAUAGAUGCCGAACCUCGCUCGAGCUGUUCUUCGCGAUAUGGUUUGUGAUGGGCAACGUGUGGGUGUUCGACUCGCGGUUCGGGUCAUUCAGGCGGGCCCCGAAGCUCCACGUUCUCUGCAUCUCCCUGCUCGCUUGGAACGCCAUCAGCUACUCGUUCCCGUUCCUAUUGUUCCUCCUGCUAUGCUGCUUCGUGCCGCUCAUUAGCACUGUCCUGGGAUACAACAUGAACAUGGGAUCAGUUGAUAAAGGAGCGUCCGAUGAUCAGAUCUCGAAACUACCAAGCUGGCGUUACAAGGAAGCUGAUCAUAGCUGUCUAGAGCCUGGAAAUGGCACCGACCACAAUGCGGAUGAUCCAGAAUGCUGCAUAUGCCUCGCGAAGUACCGGGAGAAGGAUGAAGUAAGACAGUUGCCAUGCUCUCAUCUGUUUCACCAGAAAUGUGUGGAUCAAUGGCUCAAGAUCAUAUCUUGCUGCCCUCUAUGCAAACAAGAACUCGAUAGAUAAAAAAACAAUAUCGAUCAAUAUAUACCGCGUUCUCUUUGAUUUCAUGUUUUUCGGUUGAUACAAAGUGAUUCGUAAGUAUAUAUAUCUGCGUGGUUACGAGUGAAGCUAUUGUGUUGUAAAUUGUAAUCCAGAGGAGCUCGCCAGUAACCAUCAAAGGAAAUACACCGGAAGUCGGAGAUUUUUCGUUUUAACUUCGCCAAGCGGCCCCCGAGUUUUCGCCAGCAGAGGGCUCGGAAGUCUGAAAUCCCAUCGGCCCGGGAUUAUAUGAUGCUUAUACAUUGAUUUUGAGUGUCGACACAGGACAAAGAAUUCAUGCAAGUACGUAGUAAAGAUCUGUACAAUUUUCUUUAGCUGCCAUGAAUAGUAUUAUUAUUUAUUUGCUU
Molecule: messenger RNA, 2213 nt
Organism: Punica granatum (pomegranate)
Lineage: Eukaryota; Viridiplantae; Streptophyta; Magnoliopsida; Myrtales; Lythraceae
Source: RefSeq, a predicted model, not a curated record